This is a messenger RNA of Wasmannia auropunctata (little fire ant), 562 nucleotides long. RefSeq lists its product as uncharacterized. The record is from RefSeq and is a predicted model, not a curated record. The transcript is spliced from 2 exons. NCBI's taxonomy places the organism in Eukaryota, Metazoa, Arthropoda, Insecta, Hymenoptera, Formicidae. Bases 26 to 400 code for a protein of 124 amino acids.
UUUGAAUUCUUCUCACGAUUCCUAGAUGCUUUUGGAUGAGGAGGCAGAAGAAUACAGUCUGUAUUCGGAAGAUGAAAGAAACGAAUUUGUAUUUCGAAUUUUUCAAAUGCUCGUUCUUGGCGGAACAUUAUGUCAAUUCGAGGACGCAUUACAGCCAUAUCUGGAUGUUACCAAAAGUAUCUAUAAGGACCUCAUAAGAGUGCAGAAGCAAAAUACCUCAAAUGAUUUGUUCGUGAGCACUUUAGUGUUAGAAAUAGUUGCUGAGGAUGGUAAAGGCCAGGAUUACUUUCCGUUUAAUUCUAACAACAGACAAAAUAUUGCAUUCUUAUUGAUAAACGCUAGUUCUCGCGAAAUCACGACUUUUGUACAUCAGUAUGGUGGAUACUGUCCUGCAAAUUGAAUCUCAUCACAUUGUUUAAAGUACGUACUUGGUUUUCUCAUAAGUACCAUUCUAAUUGCUCUCCGCAUCUGUAUUUUCUUAGAUAUCAUCAGAAACAUAUACAUAUAUUCUAAUUUAAAUCUUAUAUAAAAUAAAAUAAUCAAUGGUAAAGUAUCAGUACGA